AGUGAUAAACCAUAGCAUUAUGAGGUAACUAUGGAUAAACGGGCUAAGAAACCUCGCUUGUCAGCUGCAGUAAGGGCCAUUGUUUUGGGGGUAGUACCUCAUUCGGAAGACAUUAAUAACAAACAAUAUUAUUGGAAUCAGGUUCCGAAAGGGGUUUUUAAAUCUAUACGGUACCGUACCGGUACUCAUGGAAUUCUACAGGGGCCUGAUGACUGGGUGCUGGUGGCAAAUUCAUACAUGAACAGAAAAAGAGAUCAACUUAAAAAGUGCAGAAAAUUGAUUAUUAAAAGUAUCAAGUCAAUCAAUUCGAGAGGCUGUGGAUCAGAUCAAGCAAUCCUGGCAAUGACAAAGAGGAAAGCUGACAGCACAUCAACUCUAGGUGCUGGCAGGUGACAGGUAAGAAGAGAGCAUGAAUUUUUUAAAUUUAAAUUUAAAGAUGUCAUAAGUGGAGUCACGUAGACUGAGGGGAAUACUGUUCCAAAUUAGUACACCUUUGUAUUUUAGGGAAUUUUGUGUUAAGCCUAGGGAAAAACGUGGUACAAAAAGAUUAGACUUAGUCGAGGAGCGGGUAUUGUGCUCAUGUACAUUACUAAGACUUAGAAAAUAAUUGUCAAAAGCUGCGGGUAGAUUAUUGUUGUGGUAUUGGUGCAUAAUCUUGGAGACCUCUAAUUUGUAGAUGUCUGACAAUUUUAGCAC
Messenger RNA from Styela clava, 696 nucleotides. Lineage: Eukaryota; Metazoa; Chordata; Ascidiacea; Stolidobranchia; Styelidae. The record is from RefSeq and is a predicted model, not a curated record.